UUCACAUGUCUGGUGACACCACUUGUAUACUAUACGCCUCCUUUGCUGAUUGUUGAGCUGCUUGACUAGAUAAAAAUACAUAUUUUCACUGAGAUCAACUGGGUAAUCGUUAUAUAUGCACUAUGGACAAGCCAGGUCAAUCAUUACACAUUGGGUACACAUCCAGCUCUUCACAAUCUCCAGCCAGAUUUGUGAAACACUGACCAAUGUGCUUUUUGCGGUGCCAGCUCUCCGAGCGCACUUUUCCUUCUAUCAAAUCCCCUUUUCUUUAUCUACACAGCAUCAACCUUUGCAACAGCCCAUGGCGCGUAUUCUCUCGCUGCUCCAGUCCCAAACGUUGGUGACCCUCACCGGUGUGAGGAGGACAGUCGUCUGCCGGAUGUCCCUGGAGGCGCGGGCGCGGGAGCUGUUCGCCACGGCGGUGGAAGCGGUGCAGCCGGACGCGGUCGUGCGGCGAGGCGUAGAGCGGAAGGAUGACUCGUUGGUCAUCGACGGCCGCACCUUCGCCCUCCGGAACAACCUGCACCUGGUGGGCUUCGGGAAGGCCGUGCUGGGCAUGGCCGCCGAGGCAGAGCGGAUCGCCGGCGACCACCUGGUGAAGGGAGUGAUUAGCGUGCCGCACGGGAUUCAAGAGACCUUACGGUGUCAUGGAAAGAGUCAGAUGCUGUUAAAAGACAAUAGUCGCAUCAAAGUGAUGGAAGGAGCUAAACACAAUCUGCCUGAUGGCGAUGCCCAGCAUGCAGCUCAGUGCAUCAAGCAGUUAGCCAGUGAGCUGACGGAGAAAGACCUGCUGCUCGUACUGAUCUCGGGUGGGGGCUCCGCACUCUUGCCUGCCCCCAUUCCACCCAUCUCGCUAGAAGAGAAGCAUGACGUGACCCGGAGGCUGGCCGGGGCCGGUGCCACUAUUCAGGAGCUGAACACAGUGCGACGGGCCCUCUCUUUACUGAAGGGUGGGGGACUGGCCCAUGUGGCGCACCCUGCUCAGGUGGUCGCAUUGAUCCUGUCUGAUGUCAUCGGUGACCCGCUGGAUCUGAUCGCCAGCGGCCCCACGGUGAGGACCGACGUGUGGCCUGAGGAGGUCAUCUCCAUCCUACAGAGCUACAAGCUGUCGGACUCCCUCCCCGCCUCGGUGAAGGAAGUCCUCGGGCGAGGCAGCCCCCGUUGGGAGAACAUUAGGGGGGAAUCCGCGGGGAAGGGAGGCGUGCUCAACACGGUCAUCGGCUCCAACAGCAUCGCCCUGAAGUCCGCGGGUCGCCGCGCCCGGGAGCUGGGCUUCCGGCCCGUGGUUCUGUCGGGCGACGUGUGCGGCGACGUCAAGGCGGUCUCUCGUCUUUACGGCCUGCUGGCGCGAUUCGCCUCCUCCCGCGAAGAGCCGGCCCCGGAGCUGGCGGCCGAGAUGCUGCGGCUGGGGCCUGAGGUCGGGGUGGAGAGCUGGGACCUGUGCCGCACCAUGCAGGUCCUGGACGAGGGGCGGAAGGAGGGCUGGGGGGCCACCUGCCUGCUGGCCGGGGGGGAGCCCACCGUGGAGCUGACGGGGAAGGGGCGCGGUGGACGCAACCAGGAGCUGGCGUUGCGCGUGGGACUGGAGCUGAGGGGGAUGGAGCUACCACCCAAGGGCCCCAUGUUUCUGAGCGGAGGGACCGACGGGCAGGACGGCCCAACGGACGCCGCCGGCGCCAUCACCGACGGAGGCCUGUGGGAAGAGGCGCGGGCACAAGGGCUGGACGUUGAGGGCACGCUGAAGGACAACGAUUCCUUCACGUUCCUCUCCAAGGUCUCCGGCGGCCACCGUCUUCUCUCGCCGGGAUUAACCGGAACCAAUGUGAUGGACGUGCAUAUGCUGCUGCUCCCCUCGAUACCAAUUAGGAUACCCAAUGAUCCCGAAGCUGAUGACAGGUCUUUAAGGUAUAUGUAGAAGGUGUGGUUGAACUACUAAUGAAUAGCAUUUCAGCAGCAUGUUUGCUGCUCAGGAAAUGCAUUUAAUAUGAUUGUUGUUUAAGCACUUGAUAUUUUGAGCCCUAACCCUAACAAAAGGCCCUAUUCAUGCACUUUUAAUGAAUGUAAGCAAAUUACCUUUGACUGUUAUGCUACCCUAUUUUGAUGAAUAAACAGAAUGUCCUAAAAACACUUGACCUAUGACCCCAAAAAUGGCUACGCAGGCAAUACAAAAGCAGAUUGCAGUUACUCGUGUUUCAUUCAGAUAUUUUGUUUUUACAUAAACGUUCCUUGUAAUUGUUUAUGGUCCAAAUCAGGAAGAUUAUGGCAAGGUUCUUUGUCACAAGGUACAACAUACAUGGAAAAAGUACAUUUUGAGUCAUAACACAACAUUUUUGGAUUUGCCUGUUUGCCCUUGUAGGGCAGUGUAGCCAAAUGUCCUUGCUAGUUCUAUGACAUUUAUCAUUUAGCAGAUAUGAUUUAUCUUCCAAAACUAACAUAACACAAAAUGUAAAAUCAUUUGAUUACAUAAAAUGAUAACUGAUGGUAACCAAACAAUUAUUUUUUAUAAGCCACAGGUACCCAGUUAAAUUAAAAUAUUUAAUUUCUUCAGUUUUUCACAAAAACAUUUUGGGCAUGAUUAAAAUAAAAAUUUUAGUUUAGCAUG
Messenger RNA from Gadus chalcogrammus (walleye pollock), 2602 nucleotides. RefSeq names its product glycerate kinase (gene glyctk). The coding region runs from base 116 to 1915 and encodes 599 amino acids. Gene Ontology annotation, molecular function: glycerate kinase activity. The transcript has 5 exons. Gene Ontology annotation, biological process: protein phosphorylation. Lineage: Eukaryota; Metazoa; Chordata; Actinopteri; Gadiformes; Gadidae. The record is from RefSeq and is a predicted model, not a curated record. Gene Ontology annotation, cellular component: cytoplasm.